Triticum dicoccoides is the source of this 2709-nucleotide messenger RNA. Its product is annotated as auxin response factor 15-like. The record is from RefSeq and is a predicted model, not a curated record. Gene Ontology annotation, biological process: regulation of DNA-templated transcription; response to hormone. Gene Ontology annotation, molecular function: DNA binding. The transcript is spliced from 11 exons. Gene Ontology annotation, cellular component: nucleus. NCBI's taxonomy places the organism in Eukaryota, Viridiplantae, Streptophyta, Magnoliopsida, Poales, Poaceae. The coding region runs from base 154 to 2391 and encodes 745 amino acids.
UCCCCCGCUCCGCCGCCCCUAGCCACACAGCCUCUCCUCGGUUCCACUCCCCUUCAUUAACCACUCCGCCCGUCUCUGCUCGAGCUAGCCGUUCCUUCGACCCGGCCCGCCGCCUCGUGCUCCGCGUCGCGCGCUCGUUUUUGCCUGCCGCGGAUGGCGGGGAUCGACCUCAACACCGUGGAGGAGGACGAGGAGGAGUCCUCCGCGGAGCUGCUGCUCGCGGGGAGCGGCGCCGGGGACUGCUCCUCCCAGUCGCAGUCGCAGUCGCAAACCCACUCCCACUCGCACUCGCAGUCGCAGACCCAGUCCGGCCACGGCCAGGGGAGCUCCUCUGUCGCGACGCCGCCGCCGCCGCCGCCGCCGCGGCCCAGCGCGGUGUGCCUCGAGCUGUGGCACGCCUGCGCGGGGCCCGUCGCGCCCAUGCCGCGCAAGGGCGGCGUCGUCGUCUACCUCCCGCAGGGCCACCUCGACCACCUCGGCGACGCGCCCGCGCACGCCGCGCCGUCGCCCGCCGCCGUGCCGCCCCACGUCUUCUGCCGCGUCGUCGACGUCACGCUCCACGCGGACGCGUCCACGGACGAGGUGUACGCGCAGCUCUCGCUGCUCCCCGAGAACGAGGAGGUGGUCCGGCGGAUGCGCGAGGCCACGGAGGACGGGAGCGGCGGCGAGGACGGCGAGACCGUCAAGCAGCGCUUCGCGCGGAUGCCGCACAUGUUCUGCAAGACGCUCACCGCCUCCGACACCAGCACCCACGGCGGCUUCUCCGUGCCGCGCCGCGCCGCCGAGGACUGCUUCCCCCCUCUGGACUACAGCCAGCAGCGGCCGUCUCAGGAGCUGGUCGCCAAGGAUCUGCACGGCACCGAGUGGAAGUUCCGCCACAUCUAUCGAGGCCAGCCGCGCAGGCACCUUCUAACCACCGGAUGGAGUGCGUUUGUCAACAAGAAAAAGCUUGUCUCCGGGGACGCUGUACUGUUUCUGCGGGGCGACGAUGGGGAGCUUAGGCUGGGAGUGCGCCGUGCGGUUCAGCUUAAAAAUGGAUCUGCUUUUCCGGCGCUUUAUAGCCAAUGCUCAAAUCUUGGUACACUAGCUAAUGUUGCUCAUGCUGUGGCUACAAAGAGCAUGUUCCAGAUCUUCUACAACCCCAGGUUAAGUCAAUCUGAAUUCAUUGUACCCUACUGGAAGUUCGCCAAAAGCUUUAGUCAACCAUUUUCUGCUGGAUUGAGGUUCAAAAUGAGAUAUGAAAGUGAGGAUGCUGCUGAAAGAAGGUACACAGGGAUAAUUACUGGAACUGGUGAUGCAGACCCUAUGUGGCGUGGUUCAAAGUGGAAAUGCCUGCUGGUAAGGUGGGAUGAUGAUGGUGAGUUCCGUCGACCAAACAGGGUAUCUCCUUGGGAGAUUGAGCUGACCAGUUCAGCUUCAGGAUCCCAUCUGGCCGCACCAACUUCAAAGCGGAUGAAGCCAUACCUUCCCCAUGCUAAUCCAGAUUUCACAGUUCCACAUGGAGGUGGUCGCCCUGAUUUUGCUGAGUCUGCACAACUCCGCAAGGUCUUGCAAGGUCAAGAAUUAUUGGGUUAUAGAACUCAUGAUGGUACUGCUGUUGCUACUUCACAGCCAUGUGAAGCAAGGAACUUGCAGUACAUCGAUGAACGAGGUUGCUCUAACAAUGGGAGUAACAAUGUCCUAGGGGGGAUCCCAAGCCAUGGUGUGAGAACACCACUUGGAAUUCCCUACCAUUGCUCUGGCUUUGGGGAGUCUCAGAGAUUCCAAAAGGUCUUGCAAGGUCAAGAAGUUUUCCGUCCGUACCGAGGAAGUCUGGUUGAUGCACGCAUGAGAAAUGGCGGCUUUCAACAACAAGAUGGUCCUUAUGCAUCUGCUCUGUUGGAUAAAUGGCGCGCUCAACAACAGCAUGCGUUCGGUUUCGGGCCACCAGCACCAGUUCUACCGUCUCAGCCAUCGUUAUCACCACCUUCUGUGCUGAUGUUUCAGUUGGAUACGGAUCCAAAGGUCUCUCGAUUCGAGUUUGGGCAUGGGCACUUGGAUAAGAACGUGGAUGAUCCGUAUGCUAGGUUUGUCUCCGCUGAAGGCAUUGGAAGGGGAGAGCAAAUGUUGUCGCUCCGGCCUCAUCUUGGUUCAGAAGUGAUCGAUAGUCGUGUUGCAGUUGAGAACAAGGGUGUUGCACCUACCAACAGUUGCAAGAUAUUUGGCAUUUCUCUGGCUGAAAAGGUUCGGGCACGGGAUGAGAUGGGCUGUGAUGAUGGUGCUGCCAACUAUCCAUCUCCAACACAGCCCUUGAAGCAGCAAGUGCCGAAAUCCCUUGGCAACAGUUGCGCCACUGUUCAUGAGCAGAGGCCUGUUGUCGGCAGGGCGAUCGAUGUCCAACAAUGGAUAUGAAGAAGGAUCUAUGGGGCGGGCUGGAUUCGCGAGUCGAUCAUCGUCAUCUGUUGGUGAUUCUUGAUUUGAAAGCAGAGAAGCGUCUGCUCUGACCAUUUCCAGCCGAACCUUUGUGUAUCUUUUAGUAGUUGUAUGAUAACCGGUGGAGUUGUUGUUAUUCUGUGACCUAGAACUUAGUUGGCCAUAUCAUGAGCGUGACUUUUGGCUGCUGGAACUACCCUGUAUGGUUAAUAUGUUGUGGGAGGCCAUUAGCUGGUUCUGUUACAGCGCAAUUUGCAUGGCAUGCUGCUGUGCUCCUGUCUUUCUCUCCCAGUUUUA